Messenger RNA from Paramecium sonneborni, 487 nucleotides. The record is from the annotation of a GenBank genome assembly. NCBI's taxonomy places the organism in Eukaryota, Ciliophora, Oligohymenophorea, Peniculida, Parameciidae.
AUUUAUGUAAAGAGAAAAACGAGUGCCUUCUAGAGUUUGGAGAUAUGAAGAAUAUUCACCACCUAAACGAUCUUCAUAAUCAACCAAUAGAAGUUAAAGAAAGAGAGAAUUAUGCUAUUAUAAAAUACAUAAAAUCUCAUAAAAUUCUUCAUUUACUAAAGAAGAAGAUGAAAGCAUUCUAUAAUAUGUAAAAGACUUAGGACCUAAAUUUGUUAAAAUUGCUACUUUCUUUCCUAACAAAUCAUAUAGCAUGGUGAAAAACAGAUACUAUAAACAUUUAAGAAAUAAGCUGUUUGAAAGAAAAGAAAGUUAAGAAUUGAACCAUAAUAAUUAAGAUAUCACUUAAUAAUUUAAAAAUUCUAUUCUCUAACCUAAUAAUGAGAAAAUAGAAGAAUUGAAAUAACUUAUCUCUUCUAUAAACUUAUUUCCUGAAAUAACAGAAAUAACCAAAAGUUUCAUUGGUGAAUUGUAAAGACAUCUUCUUUGA